AUGUCCUCGGUCCAGUCCAGCCGUAAGACCACCACCACCACGUACCACACCAUGCCCGCGGAGCAGUCCUCCACCACCUACCGGGCCGUGAACGUCAACUCCCCGGACCUCACCGCUCCCACCUACCGGACCGUGAGCAUCGGUUCCCCGGAGCUCUCCAACGCCACGUACCGGACUCUGAGCGUGGGAUCCCCGGAGCCCACAACCACCACCUACCGGACUCUGAGCGUCGCUUCGCAGCCCGAGCCCACGGUGAUCUCCACGGGGCAGCUGUCCACGUUACCGUACAACGUGAACGGGUCGUAUGACUUCCGGUACCUGGUGCCCAUGCAGGGGGCCAUGCAGACCGCCGUGCAGCCGCAGUACGUGCAGACCGCCGUGCAGCCGCAGUACGUGGUCAUGCAGCAGCCCAUGAUGCAGCAGCCCAUGAUGCAGCAGAUGGUGUCCCCGGUUUACCUGCAGAGCCUCCCGCAGAACGUCUCCCACCUGAGCGUCAGCAGCACCGGGCUCACGCACGACACCGACAUCAUGUACCAGCAACGGCAGACUCUGGAGGAGGAGGACGAGGAGGCGGUGGAGGUGGAGGAGGUGGAGAUCGUGAACGUGAUCCGGAACAGACCUCCUCCGCCCAUAGAGAAGAUCUCGCGGACGGAGGUGAGGAGCAGCCUGCAGGGGGCGCCACCUCCCACCAAACUGGACACGCGAUACUUCGGAGAGCUGCUCGCCGACGUGUACCGCAAGAACUGUGACAUCCACUCCUGCAUCUCCGAGCACGUCGGCAAGAUCAAGGGCGGGAAAAUGGACAGUUUUGAGUUUGGAACGGUGGAGAGGGAGGAGGUGGAGGCUCUUCUUCCUAAAGGAGCCACAGAACUGACCAAACAACAGAUGAGAUACUUACUGCAGACUCGUCUCACGGCCGAUAAGAGCAUGCGUCUGCUGCUGUCCACCUUCAGCAGUCUGAGAGAGGAGCUGCUGCACAUGUCUGAGGACCUGCGGCGUCUUGAGGCAGAUAAGGAGACUCUGGAGAGAGACCUGUCCUUCAAAGCAGAUCAGGCCAAACAGUACGACAGUCUGCUGGAGGAUAUCCGAGAGAACAACCGACAACUGCAGUCGUCCCUGAAGGAGGCGGUCUCGUCACAGCGCUCUCUGGAGGCUCAGCUCAUGAGCAGCAAAAACAAUGAUUCAAGUCGAGAAUACACAGUAAAGGAACUGGACGGACGUCUGCGAGCGCUGCAGAAGGAGAACGACACGCUGAGAGCAAAGUUGGCGGGGCAGUCCAGCAGCAGCAGCUCUCUGCAGGUGAAGACAGAAGAACUCUCUCGUCAGUUUAACGAGGAGCUGAUGUCUCUGAGGGAAGAGAAGGAGCGAGAGAUCGAGAAACUCAAGACCCAGAUGUCGCGGAUGCAAACCCGCGUUUCCACGACGACCACCUCCUCCUCACAGAGCUCCUCCUCCGAGCGCAGUCUGGCAGCUGAGUUAUUCUCAGAGCUGCUCGGCCACCUCGAGAAGAACGAGACCACCUUCACCCGCGCAGGAGGAGAGUCUGUCGUCAGAGUCUGUCGUCAGAGUCUGUCGUCAGAGUCUGUCGUCAGAGUCUGUCGUCAGAGUCUGUCGUCAGAGUCUGUCGUCAGAGUCUGUCGUCAGAGUCUGUCGUCAGAGUGUGGACUUUACAGACGUUAUAAAAACAGCAGAAACACGUGUGAGGUCCUCGUCCAGGAGUCGGGAGACACAGGAGACUGGACAGGGCCGAUGGCACGGACCACUGGCCUCUCUUCAGCUGUGCCUCAGGGCAGCUGUGCCUCAGGGCAGCUGUGCCUCAGGGCAGCUGUGCCCCAGGGCGGCUGUGCCUCAGGGCAGCUGUUCCCCAGGGCAGCUGUGCCCCAGGGCGGCUGUGCCCCAGGGCGGCUGUGCCUCAGGGCAGCUGUUCCCCAGGGCGGCUGUGCCUCAGGGCAGCUGUGCCCCAGGGCGGCUGUGCCUCAGGGCAGCUGUUCCCCAGGGCAGCUGUGCCCCAGGGCGGCUGUGCCCCAGGGCGGCUGUGCCUCAGGGCAGCUGUGCCUCAGGGCAGCUGUGCCCCAGGGCAGCUGUGCCUCAGGGCAGCUGUGCCCCAGGGCAGCUGUGCCCCAGGGCGGCUGUGCCUCAGGGCAGCUGUUCCCCAGGGCAGCUGUUCCCCAGGGCAGCUGUGCCCCAGGGCGGCUGUGCCCCAGGGCGGCUGUGCCUCAGGGCGGCUGUGCCUCAGGGCGGCUGUUCCCCAGGGCAGCUGUGCCCCAGGGCAGCUUCCUGUUCUGGGACCACCUCACUCCUGUGCUGGGACCCCCUCACUCCUGUCCUGGGACCACUGUCCUGGGACCACUGUCCUGGGACCACAUCACUCCUGUCCUGGGACCACCUCACUCCUGUCCUGGGACCACUGUCCUGGGACCACCUCACUCCUGUCCUGGGACCACCUCACUCCUGUCCUGGGACCACCUCACUCCUGUCCUGGGACCACUGUUCUGGGACCACAUCACUCCUGUCCUGGGACCACCUCACUCCUGUCCUGGGACCACUGUACUGGGACCACCUCACUCCUGUCCUGGGACCACAUCAGUCCUGUCCUGGGACCACAUCAGUCCUGUCCUGGGACCACCUCACUCCUGUGCUGGGACCCCCUCACUCCUGUCCUGGGACCACAUCACUCCUGUCCUGGGACCACCUCACUCCUGUCCUGGGACCACCUCACUCCUGUCCUGGGACCACAUCAGUCCUGUCCUGGGACCACCUCACUUCUGUCCUGGGAUCACAUCACUCCUGUCCUGGGACCACCUCACUCCUGUCCUGGGACCACCUCACUCCUGUUCUGGGACCACCUCACUCCUGUCCUGGGACCACAUCGCUCCUGUCCUGGGACCACCUCACUCCUGUCCUGGGACCACCUCACUCCUGUCCUGGGACCACCUCACUCCUGUCCUGGGAACACCUCACUCCUGUCCUGGGACCACUCCUGUCCUGGGACCACCUCACUCCUGUCCUGGGACCACCUCACUCCUGUCCUGGGACCACCUCACUCCUGUCCUGGGACCACCUCACUCCUGUCCUGGGAACACCUCACUCCUGUCCUGGGACCACUCCUGUCCUGGGACCACCUCACUCCUGUCCUGGGACCACUGUCCUGGGACCACAUCACUCCUGUCCUGGGACCCCCUCACUCUUGUCCUGGGACCACAUCACGCCUGUCCUGGGACCACAUCAGUCCUGUUCUGGGACCACCUCACUCCUGUCCUGGGACCACAUCACUCCUGUCCUGGGACCACCUCACUCCUGUCCUGGGACCACCUCACUCCUGUCCUGGGACCACAUCAGUCCUGUUCUGGGACCACCUCACUCCUGUCAUGGGACCACAUCAGUCCUGUCCUGGGACCACAUCAGUCCUGUCCUGGGACCACAUCAGUCCUGUCCUGGGACCACCUCACUCCUGUCCUGGGACCACCUCACUCCUGUCAUGGGACCACAUCAGUCCUGUUCUGGGACCACAUCAGUCCUGUCCUGGGACCACAUCAGUCCUGUCCUGGGACCACAUCAGUCCUGUUCUGGGACCACCUCACUCCUGUCCUGGGACCACAUCACUCCUGUCCUGGGACCACCUCACUCCUGUCCUGGGACCACCGCACUCCUGUCCUGGGACCACCUCACUCCUGUCCUGGGACCACCUCACUCCUGUUCUGGGACCACCUCACUCCUGUUCUGGGACCACCUCACUCCUGUCCUGGGACCACCUCACUCCUGUUCUGCGAUCCCUGCACUGGCUCCCGCUAUAUUUAA
Messenger RNA from Knipowitschia caucasica, 3798 nucleotides. NCBI's taxonomy places the organism in Eukaryota, Metazoa, Chordata, Actinopteri, Gobiiformes, Gobiidae. The record is from the annotation of a GenBank genome assembly.